UGGGCUGAAGCAUGAAGAUAAUGGCCUCAGUCAAAGUUCUUCUUCUGAUUUCGGCUAUUUUUCCCUCUCAAAGUGAAAUGCACUCUCUGUACUACAUGUACAGCAUCAUAUCAAAAUCUCUGAUGUCUGGAGAAGUGUUUGAAUUCUACACCUCAGUUGAACUCAAUGACAUUCAGAUGAGUUUGUGUCACAGUGUGAAUAAAGCAGAUUUCAUGACUCAGUUGUGUGAGGAAUCUGAGAGACUUUUUAAUGAAAGUGAUGAUCUGCAUUAUAAGCAACAGUGGCUUCAGAUCAACCUUAAAACACUGAUGAGGAUGGAGCACGAGAGGAACAACAGCACACGGGACACAGAUCUUAAUGUUCUUCAGUGGAGGCACGGCUGUGCAGUUGAACGUCACUCUAAUGGUUCAGUGAUGAUUCUUCAAGGCACUGAUGAAUACGCCUAUGAUGGCCAGACCUUGACCUUUGACCUCUCAAAUCAAUGGAAGUCUUUAGUCCUUGACCAUGACAUCAUCUGGAACAGAGAAUCAGUUUCCAGCCUGGAGAGGAAAUGUGUGGAAACGUUAACCAGCUUCAUUGAGCUUCAGCGAGAGAGAAAGUUCAUCAUGAAAUGUGCACUGAUGUAUGAAAUACCGUGGAAAGUAGUUUGUUUUUUCCUUUUUUCCCCCAUCAUCAUCUUCAUCAUUGUCCUCACAUUUAAUCAAAUCAUAAAAUAUGGUGAACCUUCAAAAGAGCAGGACACACUGAAGACACCAUCACUGCAACUAUCAGCGCUUCAUAAAACACAGAUGGAACCAGAACUGCUGGAGGAAUCAAGAGCAGAAAGAUGUGCAGAUUUGACUGAUGCUUUAAAUGAUGAUUCAGAUGAUGAAAACACCACAGAUCCCAGAAUGGAGGAGGAACACACUGAGGAGGUUCAUGACACUCAAAGUCUUUGUGACGCUGAAGCAACUCCAGCAGCAGCUCAAGGUGCAAUGGGCUCCAAAAUCAUCUCUCUGCCUAACUUUGCCAUGCAGAGAGAAGACAGCGAUCAGAUCACCGUUACCCAGAAUGCCCUGCUGUUACCACCGCCAAGACGCUGCAGAUCCAAGAUCAUUUCACUGCCUAACCUCACUGAGGAGGUUCAUGACACUCAAAGUCUUUGUGACACUGAAGCGACUCCAGCAGCAGCUCGAGGUGCAAUGGGCUCCAAAAUCAUCUCUCUGCCUAACUUUGGACGCUGCAGAUCCAAGAACAUUUCACUGCCAAACCUCAGUAAUGUUUCAGUUCAUUUUAACUAA
Megalobrama amblycephala (Wuchang bream) is the source of this 1280-nucleotide messenger RNA. RefSeq lists its product as uncharacterized. The record is from RefSeq and is a predicted model, not a curated record. Gene Ontology annotation, biological process: immune response. The coding region runs from base 12 to 1280 and encodes 422 amino acids. The transcript is spliced from 14 exons. Gene Ontology annotation, cellular component: external side of plasma membrane. Lineage: Eukaryota; Metazoa; Chordata; Actinopteri; Cypriniformes; Xenocyprididae.